Molecule: messenger RNA, 969 nt
Organism: Spodoptera littoralis (African cotton leafworm)
Lineage: Eukaryota; Metazoa; Arthropoda; Insecta; Lepidoptera; Noctuidae
Source: the annotation of a GenBank genome assembly
AUGCGUGUAGUAAGUGCAGGUAUGUCGGGGGACGGUAGUGGCGGUGGUGGGUCGGCGGUGGCCCUAGUGACCGGAGGCUAUGAUCAUACAAUCAAGUUAUGGCAAGCACACAGUGGCGUCUGUUUACGGACCAUGCAGCACCCUGAUUCCCAAGUGAAUGGGCUAGAGAUAUCUCCAACUGGACAGAUGGUAGCAGCGUGCGGCUACCAGCACAUUCGCAUGUAUGACUUAGCCAGUGCCAACCCAGACCCUGUUGUCAAUUUUGAGGGAAUUACGAAGAAUGUUGCCAGAGUUGGAUUUCAAAAAAAUGACCUUUGGAUGUACACCGGUGGUGAAGAUUGGACAGCUAGGAUAUGGGAUCCAAGGGCUGCACCACAGUUCCGUUGCACAAAGAUAUUCCAAGUGCAAGCUCCUGUUAAUACUGUUACAUUGCAUCCCGAUCAGACACAGAUUAUGGUUGGCGACCAAAGUGGCAUAAUACACAUGUGGGACCUUCGGACUGAUCAGAAUGAACAGUUGAUACCAGACGCUGAAGCGUCAAUCCAGGAUAUAGCAAUUGACCCAGAAGGCAAGAUGAUGGCUGCAGUGAACAACAAGGGCAACUGCUAUGUGUGGUCACUGGGAGGCGCAGCCCCACAUCCCGUACCACUCAAACACAUUGUUGCACAUUCUAAAUAUGCUCUCAGAUGCAAGUUCAGCCUUGAUUCUACAAUGCUUGUGACGACGUCUGGCGAUUGUUCAGCUAAAGUGUGGCGGACCAGCGACUGGACACUGUUACGGGAACUGCGCAAUGAUACACAACGGUGGGUGUGGGAUGCAGCCUUCAGUAUCGACUCGCGAUACCUUUUCACGGGUUCCUCAGACAGUUACGCCCGACUCUGGGACGUUGAAAAGGGCACCCUAGAGAGAGAAUAUUGUGGACAUCAGAAAGCCAUCACUGCUCUUGCCUUCAGAGACCAGGCAGUUUAA